Messenger RNA from Eimeria maxima, 1350 nucleotides. Its product is annotated as nuclear movement domain-containing protein, putative. Gene Ontology annotation, biological process: protein folding. Gene Ontology annotation, cellular component: cytoplasm. The record is from RefSeq and is a predicted model, not a curated record. Lineage: Eukaryota; Apicomplexa; Conoidasida; Eucoccidiorida; Eimeriidae. The coding region runs from base 1 to 1350 and encodes 449 amino acids. The transcript has 2 exons.
AUGGUCGACUACAGCAAGUGGGAUAAACUGGAGGUGAGCGACAGCGACACAGAGUCCGAUGAGGAGGCAUCUGCUCCCCGUAAGCACGAGCUGCGUAACAGCAGCAGUAACAGCAGCAGUAGCAGCAGCAGAGGAAUUGACUACAGCAAGUGGGAUCACAUUGGCGACGAAGAAGAGGAGGAAGAAAAGGCGCAUGCACCUCGAGUGAGGCGCUUAACAAAGGACCAGACUGUGAGCAUUGGACCUUCAGGAUUCGAUAUACUUUCGAAAGCAGAGGCAACAAGGCGGCAGCAGCAGCAGCAGCAGCAGCGGGAGCAGCAAGAGCUGCUGCAAAAGUGGGUAGAGGAGGAGCAGCAAGAAGCACUGAGUGAAACUGGGAUGUCUUUUGAAGAUGCUCACGAGUGGCCUCGCUGCGGGGCGGUGCAGGCAGCGGAGUUGCCUCCAGCAGCAGCUGCAGCAGCAGACGCAGCAGCAGCUGCAGCAGGACUCCCUGCAGUACUGUCAACAGGCAUAGGGAAAGCUGAAAUGGAAAAGCGAAUCAGAAAUGGAGGUGUAAGUCCAGGCCGCUAUUUCUGGAGCCAAACACCAAGUGAAGUAACCCUCUCUUUGCUGCUUCCUCACGGUGUCAGGGGUAGAGACCUGCGUGUACACCUCACAGAGCAGACCCUUCGCAUCUGCUGCACUCCGGAUUCCCUGCUCUCCACCACCACCAGCAACGGCAGCAGCAGCAUCGACGGCAGCAUUAGAAGUAGUAUCGGGGAACACGUUCUUCUGGAAGGCAGCUUCCCCCACCCCGUAGAAGCCGAUGAUGACUGCUGGCUCUGGGAGGUGACGGAGCGACGCAUCAACUGGCAGCAGCUACAGCAGCUUGCUGAACAACAGCAACAACCUCAAGCACCUAGUAGUAGUAGUAGCACUGGCAGCAGCAGCAGUGACAGCAGCAGCGGCAGCGGCAGUAACGGGAGCAGCAGCAUGCAGGACCUACCUCAGGAGGUCCUUCCUCCCCCAUUGUUUUUCUUGGAUCUUCACCUUAGGAAGAAGAAGAUUCUUCCUACUGCUGAUGUUUGGUGGCCGCGCAUUCUGAAGGGGGAAGCAGGCAUCGAUGUGUCGCAGUUGGCCGGUCGACGCCACAGGGAAAAAACUCAGAGUUUUAAAGAUGCGUGGUAUGCAGCGCAUGCAGCAUUCAAAGAGAAAGUAAAGCAUCACCCCAGGAGCAAUUUUGCUGCCCUUCUUGCUGCUGCUGCUGCAGAUGCUGCUGCUGCCGACGGUGAUGGCCCUGCUGGCGACAGUGUUGCUGCUAAGGCUGCUACAGCAGACGGCCACGACAGUGCCAACCAGCAGCAGCAGUAG